Molecule: messenger RNA, 2364 nt
Organism: Sodiomyces alkalinus F11
Lineage: Eukaryota; Fungi; Ascomycota; Sordariomycetes; Glomerellales; Plectosphaerellaceae
Exons: 2
Coding region: 1-2364 (787 amino acids)
Biological process (GO): protein dephosphorylation; negative regulation of MAPK cascade
Cellular component (GO): cytosol; cytoplasm; nucleus
Molecular function (GO): MAP kinase tyrosine/serine/threonine phosphatase activity; protein tyrosine/threonine phosphatase activity
Source: RefSeq, a predicted model, not a curated record
AUGCCGUCCGCAGCAGCAAGACGGCUCUAUGAAGAUCAGAUCCCGUCUUUCAUGGCAGUAUUUGAUCUUGAUGCUGAAACUAUGGCCGAUCAAGACACAGUCACCUUGGUGAACCCUAAGCUGGCCGAGCUGGACGCUUCAUAUCCCUCCCUGCAGAAGCCGCUCUCAGCGCAGCACUUUCGGGCGGCCACGAUUACUCCUGAUUCUCUACACAAACAUAACGACAGCACAUCCACGCAAGCGUCAGAAUCCGCCGAGUCUUCACCUACCACUACCCUCUCCACAACGGACUCUUCUCCUUUGACCGACCCUUCACCAUCGUCCUCCCCGGAUUCGCCAAUCAAUCUCAUACCGCUCUCAUCCUUCCCGGGCACGUCUUUCGGCGCCCUUCCGCCAAUGAAUGCCCUCACGAUCCCUGAAAACUCGUCUCUCAUGAGCAAUGGUCGACCCAUGACUUCGCCGGCGCCGCGGCGUCCCAAGAAUAUGAAGGGCCUAUCGAUACAACCGCCCUGCCUGAAUACGACGGUUGUGAAUACAAAUAUCAUGGCAUCAGAGCCCGCAUCUCCGGCUUUCAUCAAGCCGACAAUCCCGGCCAUGAAGCGGAAACCGAGCCAAUUGAGUCUCAAGACAAGCUCCUCUGACCUAAUGGCGAAGACCACUUUGGAGGUUCCAAGCACACCUGCUCUGCCUCCUAUUCUCCAGCGGCGGGCACUUAAGCACUCGACAUCGUCUCCACAUAUGCUCUCGGGUCUGAAGUCGGCCACCCAUGGCCCGCCCGGCGGCAUGACCUUUCCCAAGGUUCUGGAGCGCAACGAGUCUGGUCUGUCCGAGGUUCUGCGGCCAACUAAGACUGUUAUCCCCACUUCCUUUGGACCAGCCAUCACCGAAGAGGAUUCGCCAAUCCGAACACAACUCGCUGAUCGUGGUGUCAUGGAUUCCGAGCCGUUCCACGAGCAGGAGAAGAACGAGGACCAGAAGUCGCCUGGCUAUCCGGAGGGCCCGCUUGCCAUUUACGACGACGACGUCUUUCUCUACUCAGAGCCCACGGCUGAGGAGGCAGCUAGGUUUGAUGUGGUGAUCAAUGUGGCUCGCGAGGUCAACAAUCCGUUCAGCCGCUUCCGCCCCACUGAGCAGGUGGCUUCCGACAACAGCCCCAUUCCGGAUACAGCCGUCACAGCCGCCAGCUUUGCAACUGCAUUUGAAUAUCCACCAACAGAGGAGCAAGCAGCCGAGACACCAACGACACCAAGAGCCGCCCCCUCAUUGCCAUUGAAGCAGCCCGAGUACAUCCACAUACCCUGGGACCAUAACACAGACAUCGCGCCAGAUCUAAUGCGCCUCUGCGAGACCAUCGAUUCACGAACGAGGGAAGGCAAGAAGGUCCUGGUCCACUGCCAACAAGGCGCAAGCCGAUCGGCCAGUCUGAUUAUUGCCUACGGCUUGUAUCGAAACCCCGCCCUCGGCGUCAACGACGCAUACUACGCGGCGCAAGCGAAAAGCAGAUGGAUCAGCCCCAACAUGAAGCUGAUGUACUGCUUGCAAGACUUUCAGAAGGAGGUGGCUAAGCGGAAAUCUCUUUCGUCUUCCUACCGGCCACGUUCAGGACGCAGUCCGGCAAAGCACCGCUUGACUCUUUCAGCGGAUGCCAUUGAGCUGCCAAUGAAGGAACCCCGAACUGCCCCUCUCCCGGACAACGGUGAGGGUGCAUCGAGGAACGGCAGUCCUGCUGCCAAUGACAGCCCAGGCCGAGCAAGAGGGUACUCGACCCCUGGUGGCCAGUCCAUUUCACCUGGGCCAUCGUCGGCCCCGUCAAGCUUUGCGUGGUCAGAAAAGGAGUCCGACCAAAAACCGAGCAUGCCUCCCCAGUUUGACCUAGAUCGGCUACUCCCGCGGAACUCCACGCCUAGUGGACUGAGUGUUCCAGGACCAAGCUACUCGAUGAAGCCACCGCCGUCGCCAGGCUUUGGCGCCCACCGAUUUGGCUCCCCUGCGGGGUUCGGAUUCUCCAGCCUCAACCUCGGGCCGUCUCCCGGUUCCGGAUUCCGCCGAGGGAGCGAACAGGCCAAAGUGGUUGAGCGUGAGAUAUCAGUGGUGGGUGCAUCGCCAGAUGACGCCGCUUUGAUGUCACCAAGAGCCGAGACGAUGACCCGCAACCCGUUGCGUGAUCCAUGUAGUGAGGUGGCCGGCAUGCACUUCGUCGAGAUACCGCCAACGCCUGGCGACAGCCUGUUCUCGCCUCGCGAGACCAUGUUCCCACGAGAUCCAUUCGCCCCCUUUGGACGGCCACCGCAGUUUGCGGAUCCCCGGAGUCCCCCAACCACGGGCGAAACGCCCAUUGUUCGAUCCAUCGACGAAAUUCUAUAA